Messenger RNA from Fukomys damarensis (Damara mole-rat), 2794 nucleotides. RefSeq names its product DnaJ heat shock protein family (Hsp40) member A4 (gene Dnaja4). Gene Ontology annotation, cellular component: cytosol; cytoplasm. The coding region runs from base 41 to 1234 and encodes 397 amino acids. Gene Ontology annotation, biological process: response to heat; protein refolding. NCBI's taxonomy places the organism in Eukaryota, Metazoa, Chordata, Mammalia, Rodentia, Bathyergidae. The transcript has 7 exons. The record is from RefSeq and is a predicted model, not a curated record. Gene Ontology annotation, molecular function: Hsp70 protein binding; ATP binding.
UGACAACGGUGACGCCGGCCGGGACGCCGGGACCGCGGCAAUGGUGAAGGAGACGCAGUUCUACGACGUCUUGGGCGUGAAGCCGAGCGCGGCGCCCGACGAGAUCCGCAGGGCCUACCGGAGGCUGGCGCUGCGAUACCACCCUGACAAGAACCCAAGCGAGGGCGACCGGUUUAAACUCAUAUCCCAGGCCUAUGAAGUGCUUUCAGAUCCAAAGAAAAGGGAGAUUUAUGACCAGGGCGGGGAACAGGCAAUUAAAGAAGGAGGCUCUGGCAGCCCCAGCUUCUCCUCACCCAUGGACAUCUUUGACAUGUUCUUUGGUGGUGGAGGACGGAUGGCGAGAGAGAGAAGAGGCAAGAAUGUUGUGCAUCAGUUGUCUGUAACUCUAGAAGACUUGUACAGUGGUGUCACCAAGAAACUGGCCCUCCAGAAAAAUAUUAUUUGUGAGAAAUGUGAAGGUGUCGGGGGGAAGAAAGACUCUGUGGAGAAAUGCCCGCUGUGCAAGGGGCGGGGGAUGCAGGUCCACAUCCAGCAGAUUGGGCCGGGCAUGGUGCAGCAGAUCCAGACUGUGUGUGUGGAGUGCAAGGGCCAGGGAGAGCGCAUCAACCCCAAGGACCGGUGUGAAAACUGCAGCGGUGCCAAGGUGAUCCGGGAGAAGAAGAUCAUCGAGGUACAUGUGGAGAAAGGUAUGAAAGAUGGGCAAAAGAUACUAUUUCAUGGCGAAGGAGACCAGGAGCCCGAGCUGGAGCCUGGCGAUGUCAUAAUUGUGCUUGAUCAGAAGGAUCAUAGUGUCUUUCAGAGACGAGGCCACGACUUGAUCAUGAAAAUGAAAAUUCAGCUUUCUGAAGCUCUUUGUGGCUUCAAGAAGACGAUAAAAACACUGGAUGAUCGAAUCCUUGUUAUCACAUCCAAAUCAGGUGAGGUGAUAAAGCACGGGGACCUUCGAUGUGUGCGCAAUGAGGGGAUGCCUAUCUACAAGGCCCCCCUGGAGAAAGGGAUGCUGGUCAUACAGUUCCUAGUGACCUUCCCUGAGGAACACUGGCUGUCCCUGGAGAAGCUGCCACAGCUGGAAGCCCUAUUACCGCCACGGCAGAAGGUGCGGGUCACAGAGGACAUGGAGCAGGCGGAGCUGCAGGAGUUCAGUGCCAGCGAGCAGGGCUGGCGCCCACAGCGGGAAGCCUAUGAGGAGGACGAGGAUGGGCCCCGUGCCGGCGUGCAGUGCCAGGCAGCGUGAUGCAGGGGCAGUGUAACGUUGGCACAAUGAAAUGGCAUACUGUAACAGCUGUGUCUGGGGUGUCCUGUGUGUGUUCAGCAUUCUCCAUGACUGAGUGUCUUGGGUUUCUUUUGCUUUUCUUUUAGUUCUGAUUUAAGUUAAGCUUGGUUCACAUUUAAAUGUUUUACGUGUAAAUCACCUCAGUCUGCCCAUGGAAUCUGUUUGUCCACAUCUUCAGGACAGUCCCAGGGAUGCUGGUGACCACACUGAUACUUUGUGCUUCUGGUGGCUUUGCUGUUACUCAGUUCCUGGUAGUACUCAGCCCAGAGCUGCACCCACCCCCUCGAAGGCCAGGAGGCACAGUGGGUAUCUGUGUCUGCAGGUGGCUUCUCACCCUGUGCUCUGGCAGUCCCUGAAGACCUGCACAUGGGGCUGCUGAUAGGACAUGUCUUGAGUCCAGGUUCAGAUAAGCGUCUGCACGAACACAGGCAUACACACGGAGCUUCAAGGGCCUGGUCCACGCCCUGCAGGCUAUGUGCCCUGGGUGUAGAGUCAGCCUAGUCCCUUUGUUCGGUGCCCCCAGAAGGUUGGUGUGGGGCACAAGGGUCUGCUCACCUCUCCUGGAGAUUCUCUGAAAUUCCCAAACCCUGUGGGAGGACAGACCCUCCAUUUACCUGUGACCCAGUCCGUGGUUUUCACUCUCCUCUGUUGGAACCUCUGCAACCCUGUCCCACCCAAGUGCUUACUUGAAAAUGAAACCCUCUCAUAUCCCUAUCAGCCUCAGGCAGCAGCAGAAGCUAAGGGUAGGGUGGAUGCUUGUCUGGCCCACAGAUGGUGGCUUUUCCUGCCUGGUGACCCUGGGUACUUGAAGGACUGGGAAGGCACAGAACUUCCCAGUGUUCUUUCCAUAUUCUCCAAACUGGGCUCCUUUUUGAAGGGCUGUUCCUUACUGCACAGCCAUAUCCCAAAGGGUGUCCUACUCAGGUGACACUGGUAGAACAGGCACACAAGCAGGCUCUCCUGGGGCCUUGUCUGUGAACUCCUCUGGUGCAGGGCAUGUUAGCCAUUGCUUCUUUCCUGGCAGGCAGACCACGCCUCAAAUCAGCAUCACCUCAACUUCAGGUUGUUACUGCUCCUUUCUUUCCAGUCAUGAAGAGAAACUACUACCUUUGAGCUGUCAGUUGCGCCCUUGUCUGGUCAAAUGAAACCAAGACAGGCACUCCCAGGAGGGCCACAGAGCAGGCCACAGGCAACCAGGCUUUAGGAACACUGCUGGCUGGUGGGACACAGCUGCUCCAGUACAGAGAACCCACCUGUGCCUGCCUCAACUGCUGGUCAGGAGACUUAAAGCCAAUUCUUCCAAUCAAGCUUAUGUGAAAAUCAACUUAUAAAUGGACCACCACUUCAGGGUGCUGCUCCUGUGUUGCGGCUUCCUGAUAAAUGAUUGCUGGAGAACUAUUGUUUAUUGAUGAUGGAGCAAAAUUACACUUGGCUCCUUCCUGUCACAUACAUGGCCUCUGGAGGGCGUUGCUUCAAAUUUUUUCCCACCUCCUCUACAUCUGUCACUUUAAAAUUAAAAUG